GCCGUACGCGGCGCUGUCCAACAUGGCGGCCAAGAAUCUGUGUUUUUGAUCGUUGAUAAGAUUCCAACACUUUGAAGCAGAUUGUUUGAAAUGCAAAGACUUAAAGCCAAAAUUAUCCAGGUGGCAAAGUUGGCAGCUGUUUCUUCUGGGCUGCCAUUUGUAUGUAUUACUGUAUAUGCAGCAACAGAAAAGGAAUCAAAAAGUCAGCUGGUGAAGCCAGAUAAGCUCCCCAUUUACAGUGCACCCCCUCUGAAGUCCAAGUACAUCGAGGAGCAGCCCGGGCGCCUGCAGCAGCAGCUCACGGCAGUGCGGACGACGACCGGCCGCUAUUUUGGCUGGUGUCAGAGUGUCUACGUCUUCAUUAAAAAUGGAAUAAUGGAUACAAUUCAGUUUGGAAAAGAUGCUUAUGUUUACCUGAACAACCCCCCUCCAGAAUUUCUUCCCAAAGCCGCUGUAAUUACGGUGUCAGGCCUGGUUGGUGUAGUGCUGGCAAGAAAAGGUUCUAGAUUUAAGAGAAUUGCUUAUCCAUUGGGACUUACUACUGUAGGAUAUUCUAUUUGUUACCCAGCUCAGUCAGUGGUCAUUGCUAAGGUAACUGGGAAAAAGUUACUUUGUGCGAGUCAUCAGACCUAUGAGGCUGUGAGGUCACUGUGGGCAGACAAGGAAACUGUCACCAAGCUGCAGCAAGAGUCAAAACCAAUUAUGCAAGAAGAUAAGAAAAAGAAGGGAAUUUCUAAUACCAAACCUGAGUCUGCUGUUGAGUCAAGAUCAUUUAACACAACAGAAUCUUCUCCAGGAGAGUCUCGGAGUAAUGAAGAGCCAGUGCCUUCAUCAGGAACAGGGAAGACAUCAAAAUUUAAGCCUAAUCCAAAACUUGUGGACCAUGGUCAGUCCAGCCCUGAAGAUGUGGACAUGUACAGCACCAGGAGCUAAGCCAAGUCUCCUUUACAAACUGCAAAAUGUUACAGAUAAGGGGGAGGGAAGAAGGGAAAGAAUAAUCUUUACAAUACGUACCCUGUGAGGUGUUUUCCUCAUAGGGAAAUUGUGAGAUAUUUUCUUAUCUCCAAUUUGUAUUAUUGACUUACGUGAUUCUGUUUAGUGCUUAUUUUGUUCCUGACUCCAUAUAAGCAGUGGGAAUUCACUCAGUGUCAUUAGUGGGAUACUGGGAAAACAAGAUUUGUCAGUGUCUUCUCCCAAUGAGGUUUCUCUGUGCCAAACUUGCUAAUAAAUGUCACUUCACAAAGGAUAUUUAAAAUGCAAACGUAUUUCUGCUUUGGCUCAGAUGUUCAUUGAUCUGAAUGAAGAAUGUGAGGGAUGGGGUUUGCAGAGGCUUCUUUGUCUUUUAUCUUUCAGCUCUGGAAUGAAUUACAAGUUGCUGCUGGUCUGAGUAUCCUUAAAAUCUCCAUGGCUGUAUCAUGUGAACAGCGUUGGCUUUAAAGUUUGUGUGAAAGAGUCACUUUUUUUCAUUAUAAAAUAAUUUGGUAUUGUUUGGUACUUUAGCAUGCAAAGGUGAAUGGAAACGGCUCCUUGUCCUGCACACCUCUGCUGUGUUCAAAUGUCUCUGAAGUUGGGCAAAAACACACAGCUGAUCUCUAAACAUCCUUACUAAACCCUGCAUCAGUUUUCACCUACUUCUAAUACUUGGAAGAACUGUGUUUAAAUUGCUUAAUCCAUGAAACUGAUACUGAAUUGAUAUAAAAUCCAGUAGAAGUGUUUAGGAAGUUUGAAAUCAGUAGCUCCAAGGUUUAAUCUGUUGACAGACAGUAAAAAUGCAGAAGUAGUAGGCAGCCAACCUUUUCAUCCCACAAGUUUGUAUGCAAUAGCUCAUUGAUUUCGCUAGAAUUUCUGUGAAAUUCUGUUUUUACAUAAGAAUGAUAUUAGAAAUUAAGUUUCCUAGGAUGAAACUUUCAAACACUGCUUUUAUCAUGGUGUAUAUCCCUGUACUUCUGUUCAUCCUCCAUUUCUCUUCAUUCUUUUACCUUUCAAUUAAUGAAAAUAUGGACUUUGCUGUAAACUUGAGGGGGAAGCAAGAGAAACCAUAUGAGCAGAUAGUGUGGAUGGAAAGCUAAAGCCUGAAAUGCUGCUGUUCUCAGCACUGGGAUGUGGUAGGAUAUUUGCCUCUGCCCUUCAGAAGAAGAAAUUUCACAACCUGAUUCCUUCUCCAAGGCUGCUGAUGCAAAGGCAAAUAACAGGCAGAAUUCCUGGUGUCCCUGUGGGAUCUGCAAAGUUGUGAGGAGAUGCAGGAUGGAACGUGCAGAAGGCACAAAUGGUGAAUGAACAAAAGAAGAAAAGCUUUUAGGAUGUGUCAGAAACAAAUUGAUAUUUUAAAAUCCAAAUUUCAGGUGAAGCGUUGGUCUUUGUUACACAGGGUCCAGUGCAAGGUGAAGUCACAAAAUGUGAAGUUUAAAAGAAUUCCUUUAGUUAAACUUGCCUGGGACAGCUGACAGGAUUUAAUGUGUUUUGUUUCUUUAAUCAACUCUUAAAGGCCCAGGCAAUGUCAGAAUUCAGGCAGCAAUCAGAGGAUAUUAAAUCAAUCUUCAGAGAGUUCCUGGACAUGCCACAUUUAGUGUUUCAUCAAAGAGAGAGGAGUAGAAAAAUUAGAUGGCUGGGCUUCAUAUACCAUUUCAAGGGAAAUAGAUGAAGACAUAAGUGAAAAUUGUGAAGAAAUUAUCAUUUUCAAGUGCAUGACUGGAUGCCAGAAAUUGUAUUAUCUGUCUCCCUUUGAUAACAUUCUGGAUAAACACAUAAAGGAAAAGCCAUCUGCUCUACUCCCAGAUUGUUAAAUUCUAACUCUGAGUUAUGUGCUACCACAGCAAGUCAACAGGAAAGGUAAGAUGAUGCAGAUUUGCUUGGAUUUUGCAGGAGUUUACUGUGGUGAGAUUUUUCAGGACAUAAUGAAAAACUCUGCCCUGGAAUUGGUCUCGUGGGAGCAGGGAGAGGAGCUGCCUUGGAUUGCUGCUACGGAACCAGCACAUCUCCCUUCCCAGGAGAACAGGCCUUGGGACACUUCCCUGAUGCCAAAAUCUGCCCUGGGACUUUGCCAGGUUUUGAGGGCGUUUCCACGCAGACCUGGUGAUGCAGGUGGAGGUGUCUGGUCUGCAGAUACCCAUUGGCUCUGUGGUUGGGCAGGCAGGAAUCAGGUGUUCAUGCAAGCCCUUCCAUUGCAGCCCCUGAUCCUGUUCAUGCUGUGCAUGGCCCCAGUACACAAAGCUGUCCUGGGGCUGGAUUUCAGUCUCAAAUUGCUCCUUAGGGCAGCGUUGGGAUAGAAUUGAACCUCAGAGUUAAACAUCUUCUGGGACAGAACUUAAAAUGAGUGUUCCCACCCACUGUGAUGAACAAACAGGAUGGAGGAUGCAGCUCUGUAGCUCACAGAAUGGAGUCCCUGUGAUGUGGGAUUUUUGGUAGGUGAGAGGAGCGCCCAGUACAGGAUUAUUCCAGCUCAGGGUUUGCCAGGUGUCUGCCCCAUCCCUAGAAGUGUCCAGGACCAGGAUGGACAGGGCUUGGAGCAACCUGCAAGGUGUCCCUGCCUCUGGCAGGGGUGGAAGAGUGGGCUGGAAGGUCCCUUGCAGCCCACACCGGUCAAUGGUGAUGCUGCUGAUGUUAUUGUCACUUUUUAAUUUAGUUUUUUCAUCAGCUGAGAUUUCUUUUCUCCUCAAGGCAGGGUAAUUUUCUGUUUAAUUUGUAUCACCAGUUUUUGUUUACUAUCCCUACACAGUGUGGUUAAAAUUAGAAGGUUUGGUUGUGAAACAGGUACAGCUAAAGACAACUCUUCCCUAACUGCAGCCAAAGAAAGUGGGAGAAAAGUAUGGGAAGUUUUGUAUUCUGGCAGCUUUGUGUUCUCUGCUUUCAGUUCAGACAUCUGAACCUCCAGCCACAUGUCUGUAUUAGUAAUUUCUAGUAAAGGUGCUAUGCAAUGGCUUUAAAAAAGCAAAUUCAGAUCACAUGAUGCCAUGCUUGUGAGUCCUGGCUCACCAUGUGCCUGACUUGGGCUCUUGAAGGUUUCAGACCCAAUAGACAAACCUGUUACAGUGAAAAGUUAACAUAAAAUGUGGGAAAAGUUUUGAGACAUGGUUUUAUUAAUUUAUUGUGAAACACUUUGAAAUGCCUCUCAAAUGUAUCCUUAAGAGUCACUUAUUUCACAAUGCAAUAAUAUAGUAACAUCAUAAAAGUAAGAAUGUAUAUUGUAAUUUUUAUAUAAGUUAUAUAUUUUGAAAAAUUCAAUGUCUUAAAGAAUGGGGUCACAUGUAUUUUAUAAUGCAGAAAUAGCUUUAAUGCAUGUUUUUUUAAUUUAUGGUUGAUUGUAUUCAAUAUAGAGAGAUUUGGAGCUUGUUUAUAUUAAUUUUUUAUUUACAUAGAAUUGGUUGUGAUACUUUAUUUUGUCAUAACGCUGUGAAGCACGUGGAAAUAAAGGGUAA
Messenger RNA from Pseudopodoces humilis (Tibetan ground-tit), 4415 nucleotides. It is a transcript of the gene APOOL, whose product is annotated as apolipoprotein O like. Gene Ontology annotation, biological process: cristae formation. NCBI's taxonomy places the organism in Eukaryota, Metazoa, Chordata, Aves, Passeriformes, Paridae. The record is from RefSeq and is a predicted model, not a curated record. Gene Ontology annotation, cellular component: MICOS complex.